Messenger RNA from Oncorhynchus nerka (sockeye salmon), 6984 nucleotides. Its product is annotated as stAR-related lipid transfer protein 7, mitochondrial-like. The transcript is spliced from 8 exons. The record is from RefSeq and is a predicted model, not a curated record. Gene Ontology annotation, molecular function: lipid binding. Bases 3864 to 5084 code for a protein of 406 amino acids. NCBI's taxonomy places the organism in Eukaryota, Metazoa, Chordata, Actinopteri, Salmoniformes, Salmonidae.
CAUAUCUGCCCCUACCUUUUGUCAUGGCCGUUUUGGCAGCUCCGUUGCCAUCAUUGGCUCCGGGUGACAAGGUUGACAUUUUGUACAGACCUCACACUGGGCCACCAGCUUGGCAAUCUGAGUACAAGCCACCACACCAACUGUUGAGCCCUCAGUCUGCAUUUGGUUAUGCCCAUGUGUCCCUCAUGCACUCUGUCUAGCAUUUCUGGUUGUAGAGUCUCUGGGAUAACUCUCUGUUGUCCUUUCAUGAGAAGGUCUCCAUUACAGUGGAAGUCACUUUGGUGCACCCAAUAGGGCUUCAGCAGCAGAGGCAGUUCCAUCCCUUUUUGCACUGCUGCACUAUCUGUCGGCAGAUGGGGUCUCGUUGUUGCUCUUCUGCAAUCUGCUGCAGUUUGGUCUGAGAUGCAGGUAAGCUGUCCCUUACUGCAUUAAUGGACACCUGUACCUCACCCUCUAGACAUUGCUCCUCCUCUGAUAAUGGACAUUUAAUUGGGGCCCCGGAGAGUGCAUCUGCUGUGAUCAGUGCCUUCCCUGGCAUAUACAUCUUGUAGGUGAACCUCAGUAAUCUGAGGUGGAAGCGCAGAACUCUGGGAGGCAAGUCGCACAGUGCUUUUGUCCUUAACAGAGCCAACAAUGGUUUGUGGUCAGUCUCUGCUGUAAACUGCAGGCCAAUAAGGUAUUGGCUGAGCCUUUCACAUGCCCAUGUGAUAGCCAACGCCUCCUUCUCCACUUGUGCAUAGCUUUGCUCUGUGUCGGAUAAGCUUUGGGAGAUGUAUGCUAUUGGACGCCACUCCAUGUUGUCCUGCAUCUGUAUGAGGACCGCCCCUAGCCCAAAGGAUGAUGCAUCUGCUGAUACCUUUGUCUUAGCCUGGGGACGAUACUGGGCCAGCACUCUCUGAUCCUUAUGUCCCCAGUGGCUUUCGUAACCACUACCAUCCCUGCACACCAGUCAGUGGGACUCUCUAUUUUAGACACUGCCCCAAUUUCUUCCAUCCUCCCCAACUCUUCCUUUACUCUGGCCAAUAAAGGGAGGGGGUAGUAAGGGCAUAGGGAACAGCAUCCUCUUUCAGGUGGAUUUUGUAGUCACCUUCUAUCCUUCCUAGACCAGAAAACACUUUGGGGAAUUUAUUUUUGAAAACCUCACCUGGGUCCUCCAGUUCGCUCACUCUCUCAAUGAGUUGCAAUGCUUCAAUUGUUGGCAGCCCCAGCAACGGUCUGGCCAGAGUCAAUGACGAAGACAGGCUGCAUGGCACUUUUGUCUUUACUCUCCAGUUUAAUCACCAACUGCCCUGCCACUGGUAAUAUCUUAUUAUUGGGCCCAUACAGUUUUUUGUUUGCAGAGAGCAAAGGGCCAUCUCUACUAUAUCUAUACAGCCUAGUUGGGAUAGCUGUCACUGCUGCCCCAGUGUCUAGUUUAAAUGACACAACCUCCCCAUUGAGUGUAAUGUCUGAAUACAAGCCAGCAUUGUUUUCCCUUACUUCUCCCAGAAUGCUGCUGUCCUGCUGUAUCUCCUCUGAGACCUCAUUUAUUUGCUUUAAUCGACAGACAGCUGAAAAGUGUCCUCUCCUGUGACAUUUCCUGCAUUCCGCAUCCUUUGCUGGGCAAUCUUUCCAUCUGUGGAAAGGGGAUUUCCCACAUUUGUGACAAACACUUGAACUAGCUACUGGUGCUGUCUGUGAUUGUUUUCUCCAUGUCUGUCUCUGUUCUGUGUUGCCCUCUGUUUUUUUUUUAGUUCAGUACGAAAAUGUAUUUAUUUCCUCACACUCUUCGCUCUGCAAAGAGCUGCUGUCUUUUUACAGUCUCACUCUGCCUAACCUGGUUUACAGCUUUAGACAAGGUAAGCUGGGAAUCCAAUUGUAACUUUUCCGAAAGUUAUAUAUAUUUCUUAUUCCCACUACAAUCUGAUCUCGGAUCAGACUGACAAUGUUCUGCUAGUUUGUGAACAGCUGUGAUAAAACUGUCGGUGGUUUCACUGUGCUCCCGUUUGCGCAUAUUAAACCUAGCUCUCUCAAAUAUAAUGUUGUUUCUCCCUACAAAAAGUAUUUUAAAACGGUCUUUAACGGCACUAUAGUUAAGUUUCUCUUCCUCAGUCAACAUUAAAGCAUUUAAUAUAUCCUCGGCUUCAUCACCCAUAGAGUAGAUCAGUGUAUUAACUUGAAAUGCCUAAUUUUUCACGUUUAAGCCUGAUGCUACCCUGUACCUUUCAAAGCGCCUGAUCCAUUUCGGUCCGUUUUGAAUGUCCAUACAAUCAAAAUUCUCCAGGGGGACCAGAGCCCGUUGAACUUGGAGUCGCAAACCCUGAAAUCCCGGCAGUUUCUUCCUCUUGCAACAUGUUGCUUAGCAGUAACUUAGUCCUUGCUCGUUAGCUAGCAAAAUAAUGAUAUGCUCCGUUUUAUCUCGUACCUGCUUCGAAACAGCCUGAAUGUAUGAUUUACUUGGUACGUCCUUCAAGUUUAUGUAAUUAUUAAAACCACUUCUGACACCAUGUAGUAUUAUCUAAAAUAAGGAUGCACGACAACAAGGUUUUAGCUCCAGCAUGUUUACUAACCUAACCCUCGCAUGUCAUACAUAGGUACAGAUACCCCAAGGGACAUCAUACUACACCCAGAGCACACCCGGAAUCUUAAAAUGUUUAGCCAGUCAUUUGUUAUGCUAACAAGCUAGCAAAAGCAUCAACUUCUGUUAGACAGGCGAAGCUCUAGUACGCUCAACUGAAAUGAUACCGUUCGUUUACAGUAUACUAAAAUGAACUAAUAAUAUGUAGUAUGUUAGGAUGGGUAUUCGAACACAGCCAUUGUUUUGUGUAGUUUAGGGUUGGGACGUCCCAAUGAUCACGGAUAGCAUAUAGCGUCCCAAUGAUCACGGAUAGACUCCUUUUCACCUUUUUUGUAUUUCACCUUUAUCGUGGACCUUCACCGCAUAAUUAAAUCAGGAUCCCAACUUAACUGCUAGUGGCUAAUCAAAAAAUUGACACCAACUACUACAAAUGAAAUAGAACCCCAAUGAUAAGUAACCAAUCAAAUUUGUGUUGCGGGUACUCUCGAGGGGGGUGUGAACUCUAUUGGUUAGUGCUAUCCGGGAUUGAACCCCAUUGGUGUGAACAUGCUCUUGAUCCCUUUGUCACCACAUCCACAAAGUCAAAACGGUCUAUAUCUUAAAAAUGUAUGAAACAAAAAUGAGCUUUUUGGUCUUAAUUUAGAAUGAAACAUAAGGUUAAGUGGUGGUUAAGGUUAGGUUUUAAAUCUGAUUUUAAGAAGAUAAAUUGUAGUAAUAGGCGGGUUUUAGCCAUGAUUAUGACUUUGUGGCUGUGGUAACUAGGGACAAAUAUCAUGACUGACUUCCAUGUGUAAGAAAAACGUGAUGCUGGUUAUUGCACGGGGUUGAAAGUACGAUAAAAUUGGUGAGCUAGCUAAUAAUUGAACCGAAUGGACGACUAUUACAAACAAUAGUGUUUUCAUAAACUGUACAAGUGCCUGCUGUCACUCAAAUACCAUCGGUUCAAUGGUGGUACGUUAGUUGGUGCUUGUCUCGUGCUCUUGAAUUCCUUAGCUUAGCUAACAAGCUAAUGUCAAAUACAGUUUGAGACCUGGUUUGAUACUUUGUCAUCUCUUAGGCCUUUAAGCUAACAAUAUAACCACCUAACGUUAGAGUAAUCUGCAUAUUUGGCAGUGUUUGCUUCCUAUGUUAUAUAAAUGAUUCGUAGUUAAUGUCCCAUCAAUACUGACAGCGUUACAAUUGACAUUGUUGGUAACAAAUACACCACAGAUAUCGCGCGUGAUAGGAAAGUGAACUAAUAAGCGUGCACUUGCUUUAAUUAGCUGUCACUUCUAGUGGUCGAACUUACUCUUGCACAAUCAGCAGAAUGUUUCAGUCUACACCACGGCAGCUUAUACAUUUAUGUGAAAUCGGUGUAUGUGCUGUUAGGGUUCAAAGCAGUAAUACAGUGAGACAGGGGAUUGGCAAGAGCAAUGGCAAAUCCGAAACCACGACAUGGAUUAGAAGACGCAUGGGCCUGUUGUUAUCAUGGCUCCAGAGAUCGGGGUUGGGCACCAGUAAAAAAGUGGCGUCUGACAAUAAGAAGCAAGACUUGCUAUCAAUUUUUGCCAACCAUUGUAGCUUUGUGACAGGCCAGAGGCUUCGACGCGCCUAUCAGAUUGGAGAGCUUUACGCAAACCUGUACUCAGAGCGAACUAGGUGGACCCUGGUAGGAAGCAUAUGGCGUCGACUCCAGAGCAAGCACGCUUCCACGGGGAAGCUUGUGGCUGCACUGGCGGGUGUCUUCCUGUGGGAGGACGAGAAGGUCCGAGAUGAAGAACUACACAGGUGUGGACUAGAGCUCCAAGCUUUGGAGUCAGUGAAUAAUCUGAGUGCAUCCUCAGAGAAGGCUGAAGGGCAGGUGGAGACAGGCUGGGAACUUGUCAUGGAGAAGAAUAAUUUCAAAGUGUGGAGGCGGCCAAUUGAGGGAAGCCACUUAUGUGAAUACAGAGUUUGGGGUUCUUAUAACGACGUCACCCCCCGACAGUUCUUCAAUGUCCAGUUGGACAUGGAGUACAGGAAGACAUGGGAUGCUCUGGUUCUCAAGCUGGAGGUGGUGGACCGGGACGUCAAUACAGGCUCAGAGGUUGUGCACUGGGCCACACGUUUCCCUUAUCCCAUGUACUCGAGGGACUAUGUUUAUGUGCGUCGCUACAAUGUUGAUGUGGAGAAUAAUCUGAUGGUCCUGAUCUCCAGAGCAGUUCAGCAUCCUGGAGUCCCAGAAACUCAGGACUAUGUCAGAGUCCACUCAUACCAGUCCAAGAUGGUCAUUCGCCCUCACAAGUCCUUUGAUGAGAAUGGCUUUAACUACCUUCUGACCUACAGCGACGACCCUCAGACCGCCUUUCCCCGCUACUGUGUGAGCUGGAUGGUGUCCAGUGGUAUGCCUGACUUUCUGGAGAAACUGCAUACUGCAGCCCUGAAGGCUAAGAACCUGGAGGUAGGGAUCUAUGAUUAUGCCAGCGCCGUGAAGUCCAACGACACCAAGCACCAGCCCAGUCAGGACCGGCUAGGGGACAACACGCACCCUGGGCAGAUCUACGCCUAAGGGACUUUUUUUUUUUUUUUAGCAGGGUUGGGGAGAGUAACCUGCAUCUGCUCGCAUACAACAACCUUCAAAACACAGGCUUUUGGACACAAGGGGUGAUGGGAUAUCAAAUGAAGCUGGAAUAUACAUACAUUGAAGAUAUGCCGUACUUGUGCUAUGCUGUUGCUAUUUGAGUGGUUAUAAUGGUCAUAGCCAUAUUGAUAACAUAAUUGUCAUGAGAAGCUUAAACAGUACCAACAAGAGCCUUUGAACCCUUUGGAGGAAAGACUUCUCUUUUUCUGCCAGGAGAAUUGCCAUUGGAGCUUUCUGCCUUGAAACAAUAGUGCUAGAAAGCCAACAUCCUGAGGGGAGAGGUGUCCAUCAUGCCUCCUUUUGUUAACUAGCUGCUACACCAACUAGCGAGACUGUACCAAAAAUAUUACCCCUAUAGAUAUGUUGCCAAAGCAUUGUUUCUCACUCCAUCCACCACGUCUACUAGUUUCUUCCAGCCACCUUGUUUGUGUUCCUUAUUUGGUCAUAUCCGCACUGUAAUUGCUCGCUGUGGAGGCUUAGCUACAUGCAUGCAUGCAUAGUUUGUUUAUACAACUGAGAAAGGAGAACAUCUAUAAAUAAAACGCUGUGAUACCAGAAACUCAAGGAACAUGCUUUUUAGCUGAAUUCCCUGGCACAUUGACUUCCACAGAUGAGUGGAUUUAAGGGAUCUAGUGGUAUCUUUUUCACGUUAUGGGAUUAGUGAUGUUUUUGUCUGCAGAACUGAGGUGUCUCACUUCUUUGUCUGUCAUGCCUCGUCUGUGUUUUAAACUGCCAGGUCACCUCUAACAGCCUUCUGAAGAUUACCAGUGUCUUCCUGUCCAAGGUGUCUUAUGGCAACUGCAAAAUCCUCUAUGGGGCAAAUGCUCAAACAUUGCAGUUCCCCUCCACUCGUCCAUGUUUUAUGCCCUGAUCCAAAAAAUUCUAUAAAAAAAUAAGCAUGUGUUCCUGUGCCACCUAACUAUCUGCUUUCCAAUGGAAUGGAUAUUUACAUUAUCCAGAGUGACUUACAGGAACAAUGAGAGUUAAAUGACUUGCUCAAGGUCACAUGGACAUAUGUUUUUCACCUAGUCUGCCCUGGGAUUUGAACCAGCUACGUUUUGGUUACUGGUCCUACACUCUUAACUGCUAGGCUACCUGCUGCCCCCAUGACUGUGACUGAAUAACUGUACUUUGUCCUGAGUACAAAGUUCAAAGUAAUGGAACAGGCAUUAUUAAGACAGACUGCUUGAUAGUUUGCACUACAGAGGAAGAUGUUUGUGUUUGCUCAGCUGUUACUGUACUUUCACAGUGAAAGUGGCCUUACUAAUAGUAGUGCUUUUUCUAUUACUGAUGAGCUUUGGAAGGCACGUGUUUAGUAACAUCAUGUGCCCUUUGCAUCCUUGUGUGUGUAUAUGUCUAAUAUAUUUAAUGUUUUUUUCUGAUAUAUUACCUAGUUCCGUCUGGUGGACCAAGGGGCACAUAAUGUGUGCUCUGUGGGAAAGAUUAACACAACAUGUGACUUUUCUAUUUACAGCCUGACAAUCUGGUACAAUUUGAAUUAACACCCGUUUCUGUGUGAUAUUUUUUUUUCUGUGUUGCUGAUAUUGGUUAAAACGGGGGGUUUUCAGUGAAAGUUUCAUGAAUUUAUGGUUCCAGUAUACAGUAUAUGCGUGACGACAGUAUAUGUGUGACUACAGUAUAUGCGUGACUACAGUACAUGGGUGACUGCAGUUCCAUGAAACAGAUUGUUGGUAGUUCACCAUUACUCAGUUAGAAAGUGCAUUAAAAACAGUGGUGGAUAAAUGACCAAAUUGUCAUACUUGAGUAAAAAUACCUUAAUAGAAAAUGACUCGUGAAAGUCACCCAGUAAAAUACUAUUUGAGUAAAA